AUGUCUCAAAAUCAAGACGAGGGCAACAAUAAUGUAAAUUUAGGGCCACAUAGCCCUUCUUCGUUCAGAAGUAAACAUUCACAAUCAUAUACACCAAAUCGUUCUUUUAGCGUAUUGCAAUUUACUUCUAUGCAAAAAAGUCCCAAUGUCAGUCUUGGUCCUCGUCCGUACUUUAAUACUCCUAAUCAAUUGGAAAUUGGUAAUUCUUCACAAUUGAGGAACCGUAAUCAAAAUUGGGCUCUUGGUAGUUUAGGAAGUUUACCAGAGGAAAACAAACGAGACAAUGCAAAUGGAGUUUAUGCACAAACUGCUCUUCAAAGUAAUUUAUCAUUGUUACUACAAAAAGAGUCAAAAAACCCUGAUCCAAAUUCAACUGUACAACCAUCACCAUCAAUAGUUUUAGACACAUCAUCAGUUCAAAUAGAUAAUUCAAAAAAACCUGAUGUCACAAAACCUAGAAUUAAUAACGAAGAUAUCCCAACAGAUGACAGUGAAAUUGAGACUGGUGGGAUGGAAAACAGACCAUUACUAAAUAACCAGCUUGGUUUUAAUAAUUAUGGGAAUGUAAUAAUAGAGAAUGAUAAUUAUUAUCCUCAGGGAAAAAUUUCAUGGAUUAAUUGGAUACCAUAUGUUGGAGUUCAUAAUUAUUCACAAUAUGAAAGAAUAUCAAGACCAAGUAUUCAUAUCACACCAAAAAAAUUUAUUAGACACAUAGUCCUGGACCCAAUUUCAUACAUUCCUGCUGUCAUACUUGGGCUUUUAUUAAAUCUUUUAGAUGCUAUUUCUUAUGGUUUGAUCAUAUUUCCAUUAAGCAAUCCUAUUUUCGAAAACUUUGGCCCAGAUGGUAUCUCUAUAUUUUUCAUUAGUUGUAUUGUGUCACAAAUAGUUUAUUCUGGUGGUGGCAGUGUAUUUCGAGGUGGUAAUGGUAGUAUGAUGAUUGAAGUUGUUCCUUUCCUACAUUUGAUGGCUGAAACAAUUUCAUCACAAAUUGAUGAAAAUACUGAAGAUCGUGAAAAGGCAGUAAUCGCUACAACAAUACUUUCGUUUGCAUUAAGUUCAAUUUUAACAGGAGUUGUGUUUCUAUUGUUGGGUAUAUUUAGGCUUGGUUCUUUAGUAGAAUAUUUUCCAAGGCAUAUCCUUAUUGGAUGUAUUGGAGGUGUUGGAUGGUUUUUAUUUGCAACCGCAAUAGAAGUUACCUCCCGUAUUCAAGAAUUUAGAUUCGAUUUAGAAACUCUUAUUCUUUUAUUAAGUGAAAAUAAACCCUUGUUAUGUGGCUCUGCACUUGCUUUAGCGAUAUUUCUAAGGUUUAUCCAAUCUAGAUUAAAUUACAGCCUCGUUGUUCCUUUAUAUUUUAUGAUUAUUCCUAUUAUAUUUUAUGCAAUUGUAUAUAUUUUUGGAUUGGAUUGGCAGGAAUUAAGAGACGAUGGUUGGGUGUUUAAUAUAUCGUUAGAUAAUGAUACACCUUGGUAUAACUUUUAUAAUCAUUUUGGUAAAGACAAAACAAAUUGGAAUGCUAUUUUAAAGACAGUUCCAGCAAUGUUUGCUCUUACAUUUUUUGGUAUUUUACAUGUACCUAUAAAUGUACCUGCGUUGGGUGUUUCACUUGAAGAAGAUAAUGUGGAUACAAAUCGUGAAUUGAUAGCUCAUGGUUUUUCAAAUAUGAUUUCUGGUUUUUGUGGAAGUGUUCAAAAUUAUUUGGUAUACACAAAUUCUCUUUUAUUUAUUCAAUCUGGCGGGGAUAGUCGUGUUGCAGGAUUGAUGCUUGCAGCAGGAACUUUUAUAAUUUUAAUUGUUGGACCUUGGAUUGUAGCAUAUGUACCAGUGAUGGCUGUUGGAGCACUCAUUUUUCAUUUAGGUUUAGAGUUAAUGAAAGAAGCUUUGGUUGAUUCCUGGGAAAUUGUAAAUAGUUUAGAAUAUUUCACUAUAGUAGCCACUGCAGUUUUCAUGGCAACUCUUGGUUUCAUCGAAGUCCUUAAAAGCCAUAUAAUGCAGACUCAAAAGAAUGUUUCUUUUAACACUUCAAGAAGUUUUGCUCAAUUUAUUUUUAAAAUUAUAGUUACUCCAACUACAUGA
This is a messenger RNA of Entrophospora candida, 2073 nucleotides long. NCBI's taxonomy places the organism in Eukaryota, Fungi, Glomeromycota, Glomeromycetes, Entrophosporales, Entrophosporaceae. The record is from the annotation of a GenBank genome assembly.